Messenger RNA from Amoebophrya sp. A120, 1012 nucleotides. The record is from the annotation of a GenBank genome assembly. Lineage: Eukaryota; Dinophyceae; Syndiniales; Amoebophryaceae.
AUGCAGCAGGUCCCUUGGUUGAAAGCGGUGGUGCAAUUUUGGGCACUGUACAAAGUUCAGCUGAUACUUGCCGUCGUCGUGAUUUUGGUGACGUGGUGGCUUGUAUCCGGCUCUGAAAGCGAAGAUGCCGACAGCAAAGGCGGCAAGGGCAAGAGCAAGGAGCGAUUUGCUGUCUCUUUCUGUUUUCAAAUACCACCUAAUACGGCGAGUGGCGAGGAGGACGCAAAUACGCCACUAGCGGUACAGUUGGUCAGCUCCCUGCGCAAAAUCUACGAGAAAACGCGGAGGGGUGUAUGGGUAGACACCUAUGCUUUCGGACAAGUGAAUAACGAGGGCGGGCAGGCCGCAAAAACAGCAGAGAAACUUCCAAAGGUAAAGCAGAAGGAGCUGAUAGAGGAGGUGACAAAUACAUUGCAGAAACUCCAUCCUACCGUAGAAUCCCACAAGCUUCUGGUUUGCAGCUCCCUCGAGGGCCGUGUUUCCAUGGUGCGGCAGCUCAACCCGGCACUGCACUUCGACACGAAUUCUGACGUCGUGAAGCAGUUGCAACAGGUCAAAGAGAUGAAGAACAAAGUAUUUCACAUUCCGGUUUUUCUUGGCAAUAAAGACGGAACAAGUGCAAGUGCAUCCCCUUCAGACACGAGCGCAUCUGAUGCGUCAAGUGCAACAUCAAUCUGGUCAGCGACACAGGCCGUCGACUUCAUGGAGUCGACUUUCGACCAAAAAGUGUUUGAGCUUCUCAACCCCAAUGCAGUGAAGCCAGAGUCGCCGGCAACGUCCUCUCCCGCGAGGUCGCCAAGAGAGGGCAUGUUGAGCAGCGGUGCCUGAGUUGCUCACUUGAGCUUGAGGAUGCUGCUAGAAGACAUUCUGCGAGCAGGAGGACCACUUGUAGUUCGAGUAGUUCUAGUUCGUACGCGGCGAAAUGACUUUCUCGCAACAGUUUUUUACAUUGAUAGCGACCAAAAUUCCACAUCCUGCACCCUUCUCUCAUGGGGAGAACAAGUGUAGAAAU